GGUAAAAGAACCAUAUAGUGAGUUAGAUGAAUUCAUAACUGAGGACGUGUGGAAACAAUUGCUUCACAUGCAUUUAAAGGCAACUGACAGACAGAAAUUAAGAAAAAAUUUAGUAAUUGUCACAAAACUUGGCCUCUUUGUUCAGACAGUUAUUAAAACAGUUUUAAUUGCAAUGAGAACUAAGGAUGAUAUACAAAUGAUCAUUAAAAAGUGUGAUAAAGACACCAUUGACUUGGAAAUACCAACUAAACUUAGAAUAGUAAAG
Molecule: messenger RNA, 265 nt
Organism: Funneliformis geosporum
Lineage: Eukaryota; Fungi; Glomeromycota; Glomeromycetes; Glomerales; Glomeraceae
Source: the annotation of a GenBank genome assembly